AUGCCUGGAUAUGAAAAUAAGACAAAACGAAUAAAUAAUUUAUUACUCAAGUCAAAGUUAGUUGUUGGUAAUGAAGCCGAAGUUAGAAGUAACAGUUCUGGUGAGACAGCAAGUGACAGUGGUAGAGGUGCAAGCGAGGAUGAGAUCCAUCUUACAAUUUUAGCAGGUGGUGAUGGAAGCUAUAGAAAAUGUCAAGUAAGUUUAAGUCCCGACUUUGAAGAUUUUUUACCUCCACCGCCAUAUUGUUUUGCCGAUCAAGUUGACCAAUUAAAACAAAUUGCUUAUACUUCAACAUAUCCAAAACCUCGAGCCCCGAAAAAGGAAGGUCCUAGUGCCUCGCUACAUAAUAUCAGUAAAUAUACGAAAGACCAUAAACAAAUUCCUGGCACUGUUGGACACAUAAGAAAACACCCACUAGGUGGCUCUAGUGGAAGGAUCGUGUACAAACCAGCAGAUGCAGACAUAAGUGAAUACCCAACAAUUGAACUCAGUAAAAUAAAGUCUGCUGCUAAAGGGUACCCAUUUUAA
Lottia gigantea (owl limpet) is the source of this 528-nucleotide messenger RNA. RefSeq lists its product as hypothetical. Lineage: Eukaryota; Metazoa; Mollusca; Gastropoda; Lottiidae. The record is from RefSeq and is a predicted model, not a curated record. Bases 1 to 528 code for a protein of 175 amino acids. The transcript is spliced from 3 exons.